Molecule: messenger RNA, 1813 nt
Organism: Linum trigynum
Lineage: Eukaryota; Viridiplantae; Streptophyta; Magnoliopsida; Malpighiales; Linaceae
Source: the annotation of a GenBank genome assembly
CUAUCAGAGUCCAACUACAACUUCCUCCCUCUCUUCGUAUCUAUCGCGCCGGCCAUGGCGAAACCUAAUUCGCUCUGCCUGAUCCUCCUGCUCUCCUCUCUCGCCCUCGCCUCCGCCACCGUCUUCUUCGAAGAGAAAUUCGAAGAUGGAUGGGAAAAGAAAUGGGUUAAAUCCGACUGGAAGAAAGAUGAGAACAUGGCUGGAGAGUGGAACUACACUGCCGGAAAGUGGAAUGGCGGCGCUGAUGACAAAGGUAUCCAGACAAGCGAAGACUACAGGUUCUAUGCUAUUUCAGCAGAGUAUCCUGAAUUUAGCAACAAGGACAAAACCCUAGUCUUUCAAUUCUCUGUCAAGCACGAACAGAAGCUUGACUGUGGAGGUGGGUACAUGAAGCUGAUGAGCGGUGAUAUCGACCAAACCAAAUUCGGUGGUGACACUCCAUACAGUAUUAUGUUUGGACCUGAUAUCUGUGGUUACAGUACCAAGAAAGUCCAUGCUAUUCUGACUUACAAUGGAACAAACCACUUGAUCAAGAAGGAAGUCCCCUGUGAGACUGACCAGCUCUCCCAUGUUUACACAUUCAUCAUUCGCCCUGAUGCUACUUACAGCAUUCUGAUUGACAAUGUGGAGAAGCAAACUGGCAGCUUGUACUCUGACUGGAGCCUUCUCCCUCCCAAGAAAAUCAAGGAUCCUGAAGCCAAGAAGCCUGAGGAUUGGGAUGAGAAGGAGUACAUUCCUGACCCUGAGGACAAGAAGCCAGAGGGAUAUGAUGACAUCCCUAAGGAGAUUCCUGAUACCGAAGCCACCAAGCCCGAAGAUUGGGAUGAUGAGGAAGAUGGUGAGUGGACUGCCCCAACUAUUCCCAACCCAGAGUACAAGGGUCCAUGGAAGGCAAAGAAAAUCAAGAACCCCAACUACAAGGGCAAGUGGAAGGCUCCAAUGAUUGACAACCCAGAUUUCAAGGAUGAUCCAGAGAUCUAUGUUUUCCCCAACUUGAAGUAUGUGGGCAUUGAGUUGUGGCAGGUGAAAUCUGGAACCUUGUUUGACAAUGUCUUGAUCUGCGACGAUCCCGAGUAUGCCAAGAAGUUCGCUGAAGAAACAUGGGCCAAGAACAAAGAUGCUGAAAAGGCAGCAUUUGAAGAAGCCGAAAAGAAGGCAGAGGAGGAAUCAUCCAAGGACGACCCUGCCGAUUCUGAUGCUGAGGAUGAUGAUGACACUGAAGAUGCCGACACAGAAGACGACUCUGACCUUAAAGCCGAGGGUGCUGAAGACUUCAAAGACGAAGAAGAACUACAUGAUGAGCUUUAGGAAGGACAGAUGAAGAGGAGAAGAAAGCAAAGCAGAGCAACUCAAUGCCAGUAGAGACAUUGUUCAGCGUUUUUUGUUAUUUGGUUGUUAUAGUUGUAGAAGCUGAUGGAUUCUUAACUAGAAGAGGGAGGAAACGUUUCGAGAAAUAGAACUGGCGACAGCGUUGGAAUGAUUCCUUUGAAACGUUUAGUGUUACAUUCUUGACUGUCUCUCUCGGAGCUAUCAUUUAGAAGAAAACCUUAAGAGGACUUGUUGCUGCCUGUUAUUUUCUUUGUUUACGUUCCUCGAGGCAGACGAGCAACUCCCAACUCCCAACCUACUUGCAUUACGUACGUAGUGCUUCAAUCCUAGUCUCUUAAGGAUUACCUUCGAUACUUGCCGAACAAAGCAACCUCAAACGGUAUCAAUUGUACGUCGAGUUCAAGAAGUAAACUCACGACAGAAAACCGUUUUCAAUAUAGUUUAGUACGAAAGCGAACCAAAACAAUGAACAAAUUGGAUUUAA